UUUUUCACACGUGUCACUGAACCUGUAUUUUAAGUCUGCCUUUUGCCACAAAUUUGGGGCAGAUCCGCGUCCAGCCAUUGUCCACUAGGCUGCGCAGGGAGAAGCUCCAUUUUGUCUCUGUCGAUUUGCUCCCCUCCCCCACUCCCAACUAGUUUCUUUUCCUUCCUUGCAUUCAUUUGCAUGCUUUACAUUUAUAUUUUGGAUUCCGAAUAUUCGGUGUGCACAGGAUGUAGUGGAUGCAGGAUUUAGAAGAGGGGACUGGAAAAGUCACUUUAACAAAUUAAUGCAUUACGACUAUUUCAGUCCAGUCGUUAAGGGAGAAGCGCGAUACAGGACUCUGGGAUGCUGAGGGAAUUUUCUUGGGUGAGGAAUAAACUAAACUCUCCCGCCCGCAGUGCAGCCUCGGCGGGAGGAGGGCGGGACGCCAGGAGGGAAGACCCGGGAUGGCGCCGGAAGGGGUUUAGGGCCGGGAACUUGCUCCUCCUGCCGCGCCUCCUUGCCCGCCCCUAGCAGAGCAUCGUUGGGCGCCGGCUAAAGAGGGCUCGGCCUGAGCGCCACUGUCACAAACGGCGUCGCACCCCCGAGUGUCAGGGUUGCCCUGGGUCCCUGCUGAAGGUCUAUCCUGAAAAUUCUGUUUAAGUGAAUUUUCUGUUAGAAGAAAAUUUGUAGCUACUGUUUAGCAAGAUGAUUGCAACACCUUUGAAACAUCCAGGAAUUCACUUGUCUUCAGAGACGUCUUCUCCAAGGAGAAAUAUACCCAUGCAUGCAAUCUUUUUUGACAAUAUUCCUUCGGGCACACUUACUCCUGUAAAAGAUUUGGCAAGAUAUCAGAACUCCUCUUUAAAAUCGAAUGAUCACAAAAAGAAUCAGUUCCUAGAAAUGACAGUUUUUAAUAAUAAAAAUAUAUUUCAGUCUACCAUGCUAGCAGAGGCUACCACCUCUAACAAUUCUCUUGAUAUCAGUGCUAUAAAGCCCAAAAAGGAUGGAUUGAAAAAUAAAGCAAACUAUGAAUCACCAGGAAAAAUAUUUCAAAGAAUGAAAGAAAAAGUACUGCGUGACAAGCAAGAACAAGCAUCAAGAAACAAUUUGUUGGAGCCACCAAGGAGUGAAAGUAAUAACAUUUUCACUCGUAACGGAGCUGAGCAAAGAGUAUUGCGUCACACCUACAUCUGUGAAGAAAAGGAAAACAACAAAUCAUUCCAGUCAGACAACAGUUCGCUAACAGUCCAGGAAGCUCCUCUAGAAUCAUCAAAUAAUAUUUUCCAUCUGGUCAAGCAAAAGAUUCGAUGUCAGCAGAACAAGAAAGCACCUCUGCACAAUUUAACUUAUGAGCUUCCAAUUCUGAGUCAAGAACAUGAAAAUGUAUCAUCUGCAGGAGUGUCAAACAAGGCAUUAACUAGAGCUCAGUUGGCUAAACAAAUUCUUCACUCAAAAGAGAACGCAGCUGCAACCACUAAGACCAAAAAGGACACGUUUGUUUUAGAAGGCGCUGAUUCUGCCUACGAAAAAUCCCAAAAUACUGCUGUUGGUACUCUCAAUACCGACUGUGAUCCUAUUAAAAAUGGCAGUCAAGUAAUGGAUUCUGAUAGUAAGGUGACAACAGAAGGGACUUCACAGCAAGAAACUGAGGAAGGAAAUGAGAAAACAACGCCCAAAGAGACUGAUCUUCCAGGUUCUGUGAAUGAUACAUGUAAAAUUGUGCUUGCCACUCCAAAAUUUCAUAUAACAAUACCUCAGAGAUCAACAAGAAAUGCUUCAAAGCUUUCUCCACCAAAUCUACUUCAAACUAUUACAAAUGGAGUUAAAAAAAAUAAGGUAAUCCAGCUACAGGAAUGGAUGAUUAAAAUCAUCAAUGAUAACACUGCUGUAUGUGUAGAAGGAAAACUGAUAGACAUCACUGACAUAUAUUGGCACAGUAAUGCAAUUAUAGAACGGAUUAAGCACAACAAACUGAGGACUUUAUCAGGCAACAUUUAUAUAUUAAAAGGAAUGAUAGACCGCAUUUCCAUGAAAGAAGCAGGAUAUCCAAAUUAUCUCAUAAGGAAGUUUAUGUUUGGAUUUCCAGAAAAAUGGAAAGAGUACAUUGGUAAUUUUCUAGAACAAUUAAGGGCUUGUGAAAAGAAAGAGGGAAAGACCAGACAAAAACAGAAAAUGAAAAGAUUUGUCCCUAACACACAAAAAUCAGUGAAAAAUGAUGCAGGAGAAAGCCAAAAAGAUGUUCUCCAAAGAACCAGCACCACUUACGACCUCGACUGUCAUCAGGGGGAACUGAAGAAUAGUAAGCACGGUAGGUUGCCAGGAGCUACAGAAUUAAAUGUUUGCCAUAGUAAUCACCAAAAUCAACCACCACUAAGGCUCCCAGAUGACCAAAUAAGUACUACUAUUCAGAAUGGAGGAGGACGUGGCUUCCUGACCGAGGAAUUAAUUGGAGAAAAGGAACAUAAAAAGUCUACAAAGAAACUCAAAAAUUGUGAAAGAAAAACAAAUGAAAGAAUAACUAGAAGUCAGAAUCAAGAGAGAACUGAAGAAUUGAAUGUAUCCGUUGAUAUUCUAACAUCAAGGAAACAGUUUUCCUCAGACAAAGAAAGAAAAUAUAUGGCUGUUAAUCACAAGGAAGCUUAUAUUUUAGUCACACCACUUAACUCUAAAAAAAUGAUAGAACGAAAAUGCAUGAAGUAUAAUCUCUCCUGUGGAACUAUUAAGGCACUAACCGAUUUUGCAGUGCCAAAGCAUCAAAAAGAAAGUGAAUCAGACUUAAAUGAAACUACAAGUUCUAUCAGUAAGCCCACAAAGACAUUAGAAAAUGCAUUUGAGUGUAGUGUGGGUCAUAAAGGUGAAAACAAGGAUGAUCGCAGUGAAUGUGAUUUACUCACAGGCAACCAGAAAAUAAAAAUAACUCGUCCUAAAAAGGAGCAGAUGGUCGCCUCUGAUGUUAAGAAAAAUACAAAGUUAUCAAAAUUGAAUGAAAUAGAAAAUCAAGUAACUAUGUCAUUUUGCAACCAUCGGUCUUCAUCCGAUUUGUCUAGUGAAGAGAGUGAAACAGAAAAGGAAAUUAGAAGGAAAGCUGGAGCUGUUAAGAAAACCAGAGCAAGAAAUACCAGAGAAACAGUAGUUCACCUGAGAAAAAGCACGAGAAACACCACAAGGAAAAUGCCAGUGAUUUCUGAAUCUGAAAUUGAAGAAAGUGAAAAUGAAUUUCAUAUCAAGCAAAAGAAAGCUAGAUGUUCUGCUAAAGAAAAUCUUCAGAAAUCCCAUAUUAGGAAGGAGUUUCCAAUUAUUGAGGCGAUGGGAUCUGAUAAGACCAACAGGCAUUCCUUAGAACGUUUACCUGGUUUAACUCAAGAUGGAGAAUGGAAUGAGAAGGAAUUACAGAAGCUUCAUUGUGCUUUUGCAUCUCUUCCAAAGCACAAACCUGGUUUCUGGUCAGAUGUAGCUAUGGCUGUAGGUUCUCGAUCUGCUGAAGAAUGCCAGAAGAAAUACAUGGAAGAUCCCCGAGGAAAAGGAUCCCAGAAGCAUGUCACUAAGGAAAAGCCAGUCAAUCCCAAAGGCCAAAAUGGCAAGAUAGGUGAUGCUGAGAAGAAACAAACGAUUAAGAUAACUGCCAAAGUGGGAACUCUUAAAAGGAAGCAGCAGAUGAGGGAUUUUCUGGAACAAUUGCCAAAGGAUGACCAUGAUGAUUUUUUCAGUACAACACCUUUGCAGAAUCACAGAGUACUGUUGCCAAGUUUCCAGGACAGUCAAGAAGAGGAUGAUAUUCUGCCAGAUAUGGACAGAAACCCAACAACUCCAUCGUCAGUUAUCUUUCCGUUGACAAAAACUCCUCAGGGUCAGCAUGUCAGUCCUGGCAUGCUGGCCUCUAUAAAUAGGAAUGAAUGUGAUAAAUAUGUUUUCCAUAUGCAAAAAAACCAUAAAAGUAAAGGUGGCAUUGUCUGGGGCAAUAUCAAGAAAAAAACGGUUGAAACUGAUUUUGCAACUCCAACAUCAAGAAGAAAAGCCCCGUUUAACAAAGAAUUAGCAGAAAACUCUGGUAUUGGAAAACUUUUCACUAAUGCUAUGGAGUCUUUAGAUGAAGAAGAGAAAGACUAUUAUUUUUCAAACUCUGAUUCUGCAUAGUAAAAAUGAGAAAAUAUUUCCAAGAUUUUUAUCAAGAAGCGGACAGUGUAUUUAUAUCUUCAUUUGAAGUACAUGUAUUUUCUUUAUAAUAGCUUCAUAUUCAACUGUGGACUCCUUUUCCAAGGUUUCAUGUUUUUGUAUUCAAAGUAAAAUAUCCUUCUAUAAAAUAUUCCUCAUUGCUGCAGCUUACUAAAAAUAUAAGGAAAAUUGUUUUGUUUGUGUAGAUAUUUGUAAAUUUCUGGUUUGCAAUGUUAAAAAAUAUAUAUAGAUAAGUCUCUCAUAAGCAUCUAAGUCUUAUUACUUUAAGAAAAUCAUGUUCCAAAAUGACUUUUUAAGAGCUUUCAAGAAAAUGUUGCUAUCCUUAAGGGGGAACGUGGGGGAAAAUAAAAGGUAGAUUGUACUGGUGGCUAGUGAAUUCAUGAAAACUUUAAGUUAGCAUUUGUCACCACUUGGUAUACAAGCCAGAGUUGAUCUAAUGUUUAAAUUACAUGUUGCUGAAACUAUUUCACACGCUAUUUUUCUUAAAACUUUUGAUUGGCAUAUCUAUGAAACCUAUGUAAAUUUAACAUUGCUUUUUCAGUAUUUUAUUAGGUCGAAUCAGAGAACAGAUUUUGUUGCAUUCUUAAAAGCCUUAUUUACAUAUGCAGACAUAGAUUAAGUUUUUAUCUCAAUAUUAAAAAGACUGGAUUAGAUAAACAUCAGGUGAUCUACCAGUGUAAGGAGACAAGUUACUAUGUCAUAGUACACAUUGUUUUCCUUUUAGACAGAUGGUUUCUUUAGAAAUAAACUUCUUUUAGCUUAUUCUGCCAUUAUGUUUUAAAAUUAUGUUGACAUAGAAUAUUUUCCAUCUGGUUACAGUACAUACUGACCUUUGUCUCUAGUUAGGUUGUUCAAAUAAAGUUAGUGUACUUUUAUAGUA
Molecule: messenger RNA, 5032 nt
Organism: Equus caballus (horse)
Lineage: Eukaryota; Metazoa; Chordata; Mammalia; Perissodactyla; Equidae
Gene: MIS18BP1
Product: MIS18 binding protein 1
Cellular component (GO): chromosome, centromeric region
Source: RefSeq, a predicted model, not a curated record